UCUGCUCUGCCUGCACUGACCCAAGCGCCACAGGCAGCGCUCGAGGCUGCAGCGAUGACGGCCGUGCAGGUGCUGGCAGGACCUACAAGGCGGCUCAUGAGACCAGCGCUCGAGCUGUGCACCUGCUUGAGGCGCCAGACCGUGCACACGGCAGCCACAGAGCAGGCCACCGUCACAUCCCUCAAGGCCAAAAAGAGGUCCUUGUUCGCUUACGAGAGGCCGGACAGGGUCUACCCGCUCCGCAAGAGACUGCUCUUCUCACACUACAGGACACUCCUUGAGACCAACCAGGUCGUCAUCUUUCUGCGGCAUGGCGACUUCGAUGUCGCCGAGUUCACUCGCCUGAGAGCAGAGGUCGCUGCCGUCAAUGCCUCUACCUAUCUCAAGUCAGCUUCUGCGCCGAGCCUGCAGACUGACGAUGCCGGCCGGUCGACGCUCCCGCCGGGCUCGCUGCCAGCGCUCACUGUCGUCAGAACGGGCUUGCUCUCGCCGCUCAUAAAGUCGAUGCCCGACCUGGACCUCAUGGCCAUCGAGCCCUUCCUGAAGGGACCCAUCGCCCUGCUGACGAUCCCGGAGCUCGACCCACCGACGCUCAAAUCGCUCAUCAGAGCCAUCACUGCCGCAUCAACCCGUCCAAACGCACGCGCGACGGCAGCUGGCAUUGCUCAGGCUAUUGGUAAGGGCAAGGCUGCCCAAACACCGGCAGCCAAGAUCGAGAAACCCGCUCGGCUGCCAGUCGUUACUUCCCUCGUGUCUCAGAGGACAAGUUCCCUUCACGACCUUAACGAACUGGCAGCUCUGCCCGAUCUGCGAACCUUGCAAGCUCAGCUCAUCGGUCUCUUGUCGUAUUCGGGACAGGCGCUGAUCCAGGUGCUGCAACAAGCCGCAGGAGGCAAUGUCGCGCUCACAUUGCGAGGGUACGAGCAAGGCCUGCAGGACGCUUCAAAGGCAAGCCGAGCAACGGCUCCGUAAGCGCGUGCAACGUGAGAUGCAUCAUGUCUCCUCGUCUGCCGCACUGGCUCGCUGGCUGGACUUUGUGCGUGUGUUUGACCAGGGAAACUCAUUCUGCCGGGCAUCGAGGGACGAGCGGCGCCUCGUACGCUGACCGAACGAGUCCCGCUGAAUAAGACUGCCCGGAUU
Mixia osmundae IAM 14324 is the source of this 1140-nucleotide messenger RNA. RefSeq lists its product as uncharacterized. Gene Ontology annotation, biological process: translation. The transcript has a single exon. Gene Ontology annotation, molecular function: structural constituent of ribosome. The record is from RefSeq and is a predicted model, not a curated record. Lineage: Eukaryota; Fungi; Basidiomycota; Mixiomycetes; Mixiales; Mixiaceae. The coding region runs from base 55 to 972 and encodes 305 amino acids. Gene Ontology annotation, cellular component: mitochondrial large ribosomal subunit.